This is a messenger RNA of Corythoichthys intestinalis (scribbled pipefish), 2115 nucleotides long. It is a transcript of the gene mrps17, whose product is annotated as mitochondrial ribosomal protein S17. Gene Ontology annotation, cellular component: mitochondrial small ribosomal subunit; ribosome. Gene Ontology annotation, biological process: mitochondrial translation. Gene Ontology annotation, molecular function: structural constituent of ribosome. Bases 196 to 600 code for a protein of 134 amino acids. The record is from RefSeq and is a predicted model, not a curated record. The transcript has 2 exons. NCBI's taxonomy places the organism in Eukaryota, Metazoa, Chordata, Actinopteri, Syngnathiformes, Syngnathidae.
AAAGUGGCCGUGCAUGGUGCCGUGAAGAAAAAUAGCAAUACGCUCAAGAUGUCUGUGACCUUUUAGUUCAACAUUUGUCCACAGUAAACCCGUAAGAUUGCCGUUGUAUUCACGCGACGACAAAAAUAUUUUCCGCAUUUGCAUUUACAGCAGCACUUUACUUAGCACAAGCUAAAAGUGUGGAUUUUUGGAAGAAUGGCCGCGAAGCAAGCGUCUGUCCACGCCAAGUGGAUUGUCGGCCGAGUCAUCGGAACGAAAAUGUGCAAAACAGCCAAGGUGCGCGUCACAAGGCUUGUGCUCGACCCCUACCUGCUCAAGUACUACAACCGGAGAAAGACAUACUUUGCCCACGACGCCAUGCAGCAGUGCGAGAUGGGUGAUGUGGUGCUUCUCAAGGCGCUCCCCGAGCCGCGUUCCAAACACGUCAAACACGAGCUGGCGCAGGUGGUCUACAAAGUGGGCCGCGUGGUGGAUCCGCUGACAGGGAAGCGUGUUGCCGGCACCGAAUUCCUGGAGCCGUUGGACGACCUCAAAGACGAUGGCGAAACUUUGGCUCAAAAAGUGCAAAGCUUGAACAUUUCAGCAGAGGGAUUGCAAUAACAUUAUUAUUUGUAAGAUCAUUCAUCCAUUUGGGUGUGUCGCCUGGACUCGUCGCCAGUCAAUCGCAGGGAACAUAGAGACAAAUGGCAACUGCAGUGACUGCACACAGGAAGGUGGAACACGGCUUUUAGCCUAGAACCUCCAAUCUGUGAGGCAGACGUGCUAAUCACCAGAAAGUCGUGCUGCACUAAUUUAGUGUCUUUGCAAAGUAUAUUUCAUGGCUUAAAUUAUGUUUCCUACUGCAGCUAUCGAUUAUUUCAGUAAUCGAAUCUAUUUGCUAGUUAGUUCAAAUAAUCGAGUAAUCUGGUUAAGAACAUUUAAUGUGUUGCAGAAUAAAUUGUAGGGAAUGUAAAAGGCUUUCAAAGACUGUGCUUUCAAAAGAACAUUAAAUGCAAAUCCAAAGUGCAAUUUCAGAGUUUUUCUUCAUACUAUGCAGAAUUGCAUUUUCUUUUAAUGAGAGCAAUAAAUGCAUUUAAAAAUAGAUUAAAACACCUGAGCUUUGCCUCAAACGGUAUGAAUAAAUGAGGAUCUAAGUACAACAAAUGAACAAUUGGCUAACUUGCAUAGCAAAAGUAUGCUAACCUAACUGCUAUAAAAUCCUUUUUUUUUUUUUUUUAAAUUACAAUGAUCUUAACAAAUCGUUCAAACACAUAUUCCCACUAAAAACAGCUAAAUACCUGUAAACUAAAUCACGAAUGCAUAAAAACUAGCUCAAACAGAAAUGUACCUUAUGUUGAUCUUAACAGGGAGCAGCUGGAUUCAGCCAAGUUAAAUGAGUUGUCAUAUUCAAACAAACUAAAUGCAAACACUUUCAAAACACCAUCACAACGCCACUGCGAUUAAAGGAAUAAUUGAAACAGCAAAAUGUGAUUCAAAGCUUUCUUUUUCUCCCUAACGAAUUAAUCGUUGCAGCACUAGUCCUUAGUAUAAUUCAAUCCAAUUUAAAAAUAAAAAGCUGAACUAGUUGAACUAUUUCUAAGUUUGAAUGUUAAAACUGUCCAAUUUAUGACAAUAAGGUUUGUAUGAUCCAGUGGUCCUUGACUAAAACCACAUUAAAUUAAUAGACAACUGUUUAUGUCCUAUAUGAAUCAUUUGGAGCCAUUAUUUUAAUUUGUGUUUCACCCUGUCAGUACUAAAGUUUCAAAUUUUUUUUGUUUUCCAUGGAAGCAGACUGCUUAUUUGUGUGAUUCCUCGGUAUAACUUUUUUGCAAAGAGCUGCUUGUACUAAAAAAUACAUUUUUGCAGAUUUUCCUGACAUUCACUCCCCAAACCAAUAACUAUCAUUAUUCGUGAGUUUGCUGUAAACCUGGAAAUUGUUGUUUUUGCUGCCAUUGACGACAAUUGACAGACAAGCCACUUGAACUGGGAGAGCUGGUAGUGAUCAAUCCAAGAUUAAAUUGGUUGGACGUCUGUUGCCGUCAAUGGCAGUGGAUGAGGUGGAGAUGGAAAUGAAAGUUUUUUUGGUAUCCGAUUCAUCAGUUUAAUAAUGGUCAAGGUGGGUUUCGUCAUGGUUUU